Adineta steineri is the source of this 1416-nucleotide messenger RNA. Lineage: Eukaryota; Metazoa; Rotifera; Eurotatoria; Adinetida; Adinetidae. The record is from the annotation of a GenBank genome assembly.
AUGGCAAUGACAAAUAACAAAACACUAUGUUUUAUAUGUAAUGAAGAAAAAAUAACAUUUAACUGUAAAGGAUGUUCAAAAGAAUUUUGUUUAACGGAUUUAAUAGAACAUCGUGAAAUAUUAACUAAUGAAUUACAUUAUAUCACUUAUCAAUACAAUGAAUUUAAACAAACAAUUCAUGAACAGAAACAAAAUCUACAGAAUCAUUCAUUAAUAAAACAAAUUAAUCAAUGGGAAAUAGCAUCGAUGGACAUAAAUCAACAAAAAGCACGAGAGUACAAAGAAAUCUUUAUUAAAUCAUCACAAACAUAUAUUAAUGAUAUUGAAAUAAAAUUUAAAAACUUGAAUGAGCAAAUCAAACAAAUCCAGAAAGAAAAUGAAUUUAAUGAAAUUAGUUUAGAUUAUUUAAGAAAUCAAUUAAUAGAAAUUACAAAAGAAUUAAAUAAUCCAUCAAAGAUUUCUAUUAAAGAAGAUUUACAAUCAUUUAUUAAUAAAAUUCCAGUUGUUUUGCCAAAAGAAUCAAAAUUUAACAAAUGGAAACAAAAUGCCAUCACGGUGGUUGGUGGAAAUGGACAAGGACAAGAAUUAAAUCAACUCGAUCGCCCUUAUGGGAUCUUCAUUGAUAAAAAGAAAAAUAUUUUUAUUGCUGAUUGUUAUAAUCAUCGUAUUAUUGAAUGGAAAUAUAAUACUAAGGAAGGACAAAUCAUUGCAGGUGGAAAUGGGCAUGGGGAUCGAAUGGAUCAAUUGGAUAAUCCAAUAAAUGUGAUUGUUGAUGAACAAAAUCAUUCGAUCAUCAUUGCUGAUUGUGUGAAUAGACGAGUCGUUCAAUGGUUCAAUCAAAAUCAACAAAUUCUCAUUGAUGAUAUUGACUGUUCUCGUUUGGCAAUAGAUAAACAUGGAUAUCUUUAUGUUUCUGAUUGGGAGAAGAAUGAAGUGAGAAGAUGGAAAAUGGGAAAAUACAACAACGAAGGAAUUGUAGUAGCAGGUGGAAAUGGGAAAGGAAAUGAACUCAAUCAACUCAAUGAUCCUGAUUUUAUCUUUGUUGAUGAAGAUCAAUCAGUGUAUGUAUCAGAUGAGAACAAUAAUCGUGUGAUGAAAUGGAGAAAAGGUGCAAAAACAGGAAGAAUUGUGGCUGGAGGAAACGGUGAAGGAGCAAAUUUGAAUCAAUUGUCUUUUCCUGAAGGAGUCAUUGUUGAUCAUUUGGGUCAAAUAUAUGUAGCAGAUUUUCACAAUCAUCGAGUAAUGCGUUGGUGUGAAGGAGAUGAAGAAGGUGAAAUUGUUGUUGGUGGAAAUGGAGAUGGCAAUGAAUCAGAUCAAUUGAGUGGUCCUUAUGGUUUAUCUUUUGAUGAUGAAGGAAAUCUUUAUGUUGCUGAAGUUUUUAAUCAUCGAAUUCAAAAAUUUGAACUAAUUUUGUAA